Messenger RNA from Dracunculus medinensis (Guinea worm), 885 nucleotides. The record is from the annotation of a GenBank genome assembly. NCBI's taxonomy places the organism in Eukaryota, Metazoa, Nematoda, Chromadorea, Rhabditida, Dracunculidae.
GAAACUGAUAAUGAUGUCAUCGAAAAAAUUCCUAUGCGAGCCCGAUCACAAAGUUGGUUGAUAAGAACAAGGCAUAUGCUAGAUGAUGAUACGCCUCGUACUCCAGUAAUAUCAGGAAUUAUGUAUGCUCUUUCGAUCUUACUUCUCAUCAUUACUUUUCCAUUUUGUUUACCAUUCUGCUUAAAAAUCGCCAAAGAGUAUGAAAGAGCAGUGGUUAUGCGGUUAGGAAGACUCAUCGAUGGUGGUACUAAAGGGCCUGGAUUGUUUUUCGUUAUCCCAUGCAUAGACACAUUUCGAAUCGUCGAUCUUCGCGUUCUUUCUUUUGAUGUGCCUCCACAGGAAAUCCUUAGCCGAGAUUCCGUUACAGUGACUGUUGAAGCAGUUAUUUAUUUUCGUGUUAGCAAUCCUGUCAUAUCGGUUACUAAUGUCAACGAUCCACAGUUUAGCACUAAACUGCUUGCUCAAACUACACUUCGUAAUGUUUUGGGAACACGAACAUUAAGUGAAAUGCUUAGUGAAAGAGACAGCAUCGCCAAUGUAAUUGAAAAAGUGUUGGAAGAGGGGACAGAUCCAUGGGGAGUUCAAGUACAACGAGUUGAAAUCAAAGACAUACGUCUGCCUCACACGUUAAUGCGUUCAAUGGCUGCAGAAGCCGAGGCAGCACGCGAUGCUCGAGCUUUAAUUAUUCAUGCUCACGGUGAACAAAAAGCUUCAUGGUCUCUUGCAGAAGCAGCAUCAAUAAUUGGUGGAAGCAAAGUGUCGCUUCAACUGCGAUAUUUGCAGACUUUGUCAAAUAUAUCUUCAGAACAUAAUAAUACUGUCGUAAUACCAUAUCCAAUGGAAAUUGCUAGACAUUUCGCUCAAAAAUGGGCAAAAAUUAAAUAA